Alternaria rosae is the source of this 471-nucleotide messenger RNA. RefSeq lists its product as uncharacterized. Lineage: Eukaryota; Fungi; Ascomycota; Dothideomycetes; Pleosporales; Pleosporaceae. The record is from RefSeq and is a predicted model, not a curated record. The transcript has 2 exons. Bases 104 to 406 code for a protein of 100 amino acids.
UACAUCAGCACAUCAUCACAUUUCAAUCAACCACUCUCGUCUUCAAACACUUCCACCAACAAUCCAUCCACUACCCAAUACCAACCACAUCAACACCACCAUCAUGAGCUCCAACGAGAUCCCCAACGGCAACGCCAUGGACAACGACUACAAGUCCCGUACCGGCCAGACCGAGAUUCCCGUCCAGAACGAUGAGGCACCUGUUGAGGCGACCGAGUACACCAACGGUGGUGACUCUGACGCACAGUUGGAGCGCGAUGAGAAGGACGCCAUCGAUGAGAGCAAUAUUCUCGACGAGCGCACACGUGGUGCUGCCAAGUCGGCUGGUACUUACACCGAGCCCGGUGACGAGGAGGGUCUUGGUGCCGCUGCUGACGGCUCUGACGGUACUUCUGCCACCCGAUAGAGUGUGACAACCUGUAAAGAAAGAGGUGGAAUUAAUCGCGUGUUUUGAUCAACCUGAUAUCCCAU